Molecule: messenger RNA, 4555 nt
Organism: Acanthopagrus latus (yellowfin seabream)
Lineage: Eukaryota; Metazoa; Chordata; Actinopteri; Spariformes; Sparidae
Product: cytospin-A
Exons: 12
Coding region: 682-2508 (608 amino acids)
Molecular function (GO): protein binding
Source: RefSeq, a predicted model, not a curated record
UCUCUCAGUCGCUUCUCGCUUCUUUUUUUUUUCUUUUUCUUUGUUUAAUGCGGGCUUCAGAUCACGUUUUGUGUUCCUAUCAAGAUGCGCCCAGCAGUAAAAAUGUUGCUUGGAUUAAACUUUGCCCUGAGGAAACGCUGCUGCCAGUGUGUGUGUGUGUGUCUGUGUGUGUGCGCGCGCGCGCGCCCCUCUCCUCAGUGAGUGCGCGCAGGGCAGUGCGUUUGUCUGAGCGGCGCUGAGAGACGCAAAAGCGUGGAGAAGUUCUACCAAACUCGGAGGAAAAGGAUUUUGGAUUUACUUCAACGCUCUCAGGGUGGGUCGUCCAGUUUCUGCGGUUGAUCUCAUCCCUGUGAUCGAGCCUCGCUGUGUAAACACGCUGAUUUCCCUUCAAAACAUUCGGAUGAGCGGCAGAGGCUGGGAGGGGAUCGAGCUGUUCUUGUUCUUGCGACGGAGCUGAAGUCACUGCAUUACUUCUCGGCUGGAUAACUGCACGACUUCAUCCGUCAUCUUACUUGAUGUCCUGUGUGGGUGUUGGUGUGUGUGUGUGUGUCUGUCUGUCUGUCUGUCUUUGUUGGGUGUGUGUGUGUGUGUGUGCAGGUCACCUCCACUGCACCUCUGUAGUGUGAAAGAGCAAGCACCUGCAGGGGCCCUAUCAGUGGCCAGAACCCCCAUCACUGCAGCAUGGGCAACUUUUCCAGCAAAGACGGCCACGGACCCACAGUGGCUCACGGGGACAGUUUCCACACUCCUCCAGCUUCUCCACAGGGUGAUGGGCCUCCUUUCGUGCCUGGUGUCCCCCAACUCCUUCCCCCUACCUCGCCUCAACCUUCCUCUACGGCCCCGGUUUCAUCUCCACCUCCGGUCCCGGUCCUCACGUCCAGUGUGAAGAAAGUGCAGUCCGGCUCCACUCCUUCCACUUCUAGUCCUCUUCCUAAUUGGAGACCUCAUCCACCAGCCAGCUCAAAUAGCUCCACCACUGUCCCCAGAGUUAACCUGUUGCACAACAAGCCAGGAGGUACUCUGGGUAAAGGACAAGCUGCUUUUGGGAGGAAUGGGGGUCCUCCUACCUCCACCCCUCGGACUGUGGUCUCCCAGGGGAAGACUGUGGCAGUCAGCCCUACAAAGAGCCCCUCUCCCCCGUGUAGCACCUCACCUGUGGUGGGCAAGUCCUCGGGGCAGAAGUGGAGAGAAAGGGACAGUGGUCUGAGUCAGUCUUUGCUUCCCGGUCCGGAAGCUGGGGACGGCCAGGGUGAGGAAGUGGAGAAGCUGCUGGAGGAGUGCAGGACGACACUGGGCAUCACCGCCAGUCAGGGUGGGGCCACGAACACAGCCGAGAUACUGAAGCACUUGCUGACAGAAGUAAAGAGUCUGAAGAGCACUCUGCAGACAGAGCGUGGGGAGUGGCUGCAGUUCCAGGCGGACCUACAGGUGGCGGUAGCGGUGGCAGACCGCCUGAGAGCCGAGGCAGAGGAGGAGCUGACCGCGCUCCGAACGGCGCACAAGGAUGUGGAGAGGGAGCUGGCCGCCGCCCAGCAGAGGCAGAAGGAGGCUGACACGCAACUGGUCACCCUGAGAGGGGAGUUAAAGGAGAGCAGGCAGAGGCUGGCUACUCUCAGCCAGGCUCAGGGCAAAACUGACACCCAGGAACCAGAGAAGACGAGCGGAGAACCAGCCAACAACUCCGACAGCAAAGAAGGGACCCAGCGUGGCAGGGAGAGGGGGUUGCACAGGUCUGGGCGAGAAGAGGCGGAAAGUAGGAGUCAGAACGAAUUGACGAAGAAUGUUGCAAGCGAGGAAGCGAGAACAGACUGUAAAGGUGUGACUAAGCGUUACCUGAGAAAUGUGACCAAUGAGGACAGGAGCGGAGAGGAGGUGCGACCCACCGAGGCCCGACGGACGGUAACCACAGAGAGGUCAAGAAGCCUGUCCAGGUUACCUGUGUCCUCAAACUCCCCCACCAUGCAGAAUGGAACAUCCCAGUCCAACACUGCCACAACACUCGGACCUACGAACAAGAACUUGGCACAACUGAGAGGCCGAAGAAGUCUGGACUGGCAAGACAGCAGGUCAAGCACCGAAACAGGAAAACGUGAGGAGUCACUGAACAAGUAUAAUUCUGCCCUCACUGAGCUGCCACCCAUCAAGUCCCAGGAUGGCUUCAACAUGCUGCUGCGUCGCCAUGGAGGCUCAAAGAGAAACUCGCUGCUGCGCUGGUGUCAGAGCCGAACGCAAGGCUACCAGAACAUCGACAUCACCAACUUCAGCAGCAGCUGGGCCGAUGGGCUCGCCUUCUGUGCCGUCUACCACACCUACCUCCCCUCGCACAUCCCUUACAGCACUCUCGCUCCCGAAAACAAGAGGGAGAAUCUCAGUCUGGCCUUCAAAACAGGAGAGACUGUCGGGAUCGCGCAAACUGUGACAGUAGAGGAGAUGCUGAGAGCAGGCGGUCCUGACUGGCAGAGGGUCCUGAGCUACGUGGAGAGCAUCUACCGUCACUUUGAGAUGUGACUGCUGGAGGUACUGACAGACAACCCCCGUCCCCCCUCUAUGGUGGACCCUGAAGGACUCUUCAGAGGAAACAGAAGCAGUUGUUGAUAACGAUUGCUCCCUGAAUGCCAUAUUUUCCAUACCUUUGUUUGGCUCCUGGAAAUUGGGGGAGCCGAUUUCUCAGAACUACACAUUGCAACUUUCCAACAUCAAAAAUAACCUCUUUCUCUCGAUAAUAUCUUGGAAAUAACAAGGGCAACAACAGCGGUCAUUGACAUUUUUUUUCUGGCAAGAAAAAGAGUACACGAAGUCAACAGUGUUUACUGACUAGUAAGAACUGUUACUGCACACAAUGAAGUAUGAAGAAUGACGCAUGCAUUAUGAUGACAUGCCGGGGUGUCACCAUUUAAAUUCUGAAUGAAAAGUGGAUUUCAGUCAUCGCAAACAGAAGCAGAUUCUCUCGGCCUACUUUCCCCUGUCUGGCAUGUGUGUGCUGCUACACACACGCACGCACACACACGCACUGCAACAAGUGUGGGUAUUACAAUCUGUUAUUGACGGGUGAAAUGUCGUUAUUACAUUUUAAAUAAAUCACAGCCUUAAUGUGGUACAGUCUAAAAAACCAUAUUGCAGAUAAAUCGGACUUGACCUGACCUAUAUUUUUAAGAAGAAUAGAAAUCGAGACUCAACAGUCCAACAAUGGCACAUAAAUCAGUGCUGAAUGAUAAAAAAACAAUCUCUCAACCAAACAUUACAGGAAAAUGGUACUUUAAAGGGGCUCUGUUGUGCCAGAAGCUGGUCAUUCGUUUGUCAGCAGACUUAAUUUCAAAACUUGCGUGUAGUCACUGUUGCUCUCUGUUAGUAAAAUCCAACCAAAGUCCCUCACCAAGAAAACCAACAGUCGAUCCCAUUCCCACAGCCUAGAGAUGUGUCCUUAACACUGGAUGAAAAUCUUUCCAUAAGGCUCUUUGUUAAAGACAUAUUUCAUCAUGAAAUCUUUAGAGAAUGCAUUCAGUGAUACGACCUGAAGUGUCCCUCGACCAGGUAGGAGUGACGGGGGGGUAAAUGUACUCAGUGUUCUUACCUGUUCUUACCACAGUCGGUAAUUCAUUUUUCAUGUUGCAUGCAUAAAUCAGCUGACAUUUCACAUACAUCCAUGUGUAGUUUGAGGAAUUCAGAGGCCCUGAUGGCGAUACACAGUUUAUCAGAUCAAGUUAAACGUGCAGAGGUGACCAACAGAAAAGGAGGGGACCUACACUGAUUAAUUCAAAAUGUUGUAUUGUAGCUCAUUGAGCUUUUGUUAGCGUUUUUUUUGUAGCUUCCUUUUGAAGGAGGUGUUUGUACAGUCAGUCAGAUUUGCUGUAAAUGUCUCCACACUGGUACUUCACUGGCCGAAAGUACUGUAUUACAUCGUGCCCUUCAUUCAGUCUGUAAGCAGUCCUCGUGCUAUCUGCCAAUAUGUUUUGCCUUUUUAACCUUUUCUACUGUUUCCUGGCCCUGUUAGCACUCUGUAAAUAUGCACUUUUGUCUGCACGUUGUUGGUGUGAGAAUGUAAUAAUGUACAGCACAGAUGUUACACGUCUGCCGUGGCCUUCGAAGGGGCUCAGUAGACAUUCGGCGGCAAGGCUGCAGAUCAGCCGAGGUCAAACUCCCUCACGGUAAAGGCAGUGAGUGUGUGGCUGUCAUGGAAAUCUAAGAAGUGCCUCCGUGUUACCACAAGUGUGCCACCGCUGUUUGGUGCUCAGGGAUGUGCAUGACAGGAGUGAGUAACAGUAAGAUACAAGCCUACGCAGGUUUGCAGAAUCCGGUUGCGACAUCAUCAUCUGUCACCGUCACGCUACGCCAGUGCUGAGAAAACGGAUAAGUGCUUUUGUUUUGACAAGUUUAAAGGAUAGGUUCACCCAAAAAGUGAAAAAUGCAGUCAUCAUCUCGUGUCUACUCACCCCCAUGUCGAUGGAAAGUCGGGUGUCCACAAAGCAUUUUCUGUAGCUCCUGCAGCAAAAAACGGCGUCGCAGGAUUCUCCUAAGCAACUGGAGUUGAUGGGGAAAGUUUGAAAAAAAAACAAAA